CUGAAUGCCUAAAAGGAUGACUUUAUCCGCGUUUAAAAUCCGUUUACCCUCGGCACACCGAACGAUUAUUUACGGGCGGCGUACGGCCCGACGUCCGUGGCACUCUACCGUCCGAUCGUCGGCCGAAACGUCGGCGCGGAUCAAUAGCCCUCCUGAGGAGCGGAGCUUGCGCGAAGAGGACGAUACGCCACCAGCACUACCGACAGCGUCACAGGAAAAAUGCGAUAGUAUAAGAUGGACCCGGGGACGACUCGCGGGUGACCCACGUCUGACGCACGUGAAAUUUUAUCCAUCUACUUAUUCUAAACGUCCUAACCUAUCCAAUCAUCGAGGUUCGUCUACAUUUUUGCGGCAAUGCUCUAGUAUACGCUGGCUGCGUUCAGUUUUAAUGCUCCAUAAUGCUCACGCGCUAUGAGCAUGAUUCAUCCUUGUUUAACG
Molecule: messenger RNA, 438 nt
Organism: Wasmannia auropunctata (little fire ant)
Lineage: Eukaryota; Metazoa; Arthropoda; Insecta; Hymenoptera; Formicidae
Exons: 2
Coding region: 5-415 (136 amino acids)
Source: RefSeq, a predicted model, not a curated record